Labeo rohita (rohu) is the source of this 6292-nucleotide messenger RNA. RefSeq names its product N-acetyltransferase 8-like (gene aspnat). The transcript is spliced from 3 exons. Gene Ontology annotation, molecular function: L-aspartate N-acetyltransferase activity. The record is from RefSeq and is a predicted model, not a curated record. Gene Ontology annotation, cellular component: mitochondrial membrane. The coding region runs from base 153 to 1001 and encodes 282 amino acids. Lineage: Eukaryota; Metazoa; Chordata; Actinopteri; Cypriniformes; Cyprinidae.
UAAAUACCACUUGUGAUGCACCGGCAAGUCUUGGUCGUGAGGAAGCUCAGGGUUGCAGUAGUGCAUCAGUCUUUUUUCUUUCCAUAACAAAGAAGACCAUCAUCCAUCUUUUGUUUUUUCUCCCCGAUUUCAGUUCAUUUCAGGCCAGUUGCAUGCAUUGUUCGUCUCCCAAAAUGGUUUGCGAGACUAAAAUCGUUGCAGACGAACACGAGGCCAUAGCUGGGACCAAAAAAGAUUCAAUUAUAGUUUCCUCCUCGCAGAUGUGGACGUCUUCUUCUCCCUCUCCCAGCGCGCUCGAGAGUAAGGUUGAAAAACGGGACCAGGUUUUUAUUCGCGAGUUUGAACGCUCGGACCAUGAGGAGGUGCGCCGGAUCUUCACCGAGGGAAUCAUGGAGCGGAUACCCAAUUCGGCAUUUCGGGGUCUAAAACAGCAAACUAGAACCCAGUUUAUCUAUGCUUUCCUCACAGUAAUGUGCUAUGUUAUGACCAAAUCCUUCACACUGACCUUCUGCACACCAUUCAUUCUAAUGGGUGCACGUUAUUACUACAGCAGAAAAGUCAUUCUCAACUACCUGGACUGUGCGCUGCACACUGAUAUGGCUGACAUUGAGGCAUAUUACAUGAAACCCACAGGCUCUUGUUUCUGGGUGGCAGUUUUGCAAGGCCAGGUUGUGGGCAUCGUGGCAGCGCAAGGCCGAGAAGACGACAACACCGUGGAACUCCGACGCAUGUCAGUGGACUCUCGCUUCCGUGGAAAAGGCAUCGCCAAGGCUCUGGGUCGACGUGUUCUAGAAUUUGCCAUGCUAAACAACUACUCGGCCGUGGUUCUGGGAACAACUGCAGUCAAGAUGGCCGCCCACAAGCUGUACGAGUCUUUGGGUUUCCGGCGAGUGGGAGAGACUGAGGACUACACGCUGCCUGGGAUGACCCGUUCGCCGCUGGAGAGGCUCUUCUUCCAGAUUCGCUACAGCCGGUACCGAUUGCAGCUUCACGAAGAGUGAGAGACAGAGAGUUAACACGAGUUCAGAAGACAGAAUUAUAAACGACGAUGCCGGCAACGACCCUGAACCACCCACUGACCCGGUCCUCUUCUCCUACCUAUUUAUUUAUGUUUUGGGCUUUUUUUAAAAAAGUCUGUUCCUACAACCUUUAUUUUUAUUCAUUUUGAUUUCUAUUCUUAUUUUCAUGAUCAUUGUUUUGGAGGGGGUUUAACGGAACGUUUCAUUUCUUUUUUUUUUUUUUUUUUUUUUAGACCACCCUGGAUGUUUCUGCUCUUAUUCUUUCUUUUUCAUGGUCACCCUGCCCUGAAACAUUAAGUGAAUAGCCCCAAUGAUUUUAUCUCAAUUGGAUAUAAAUGUACAUUUAUUUGACAGAUUCUCCACUAAAAAACAAAUCAAGGCAGACAAAUUCUGCCUUUGACCUUUUCCCAAACCAUUCUAUAGGCCGAUCCACAGAGUAGCACAGACCACUAUAAACACAGUUUAUGAUCCAGUGGACAUCAGAACUGGAGGGAAGGAGGUGGUAAAGUCUGAUCCAGCUUUUCUGAUGCCACCUUCCUUUUGAGGAAGUACGUUUGAAACUUGCAACAGCAGCAGUCUGGUGGAGCCAAACAGUCCAUCUAAUUGUAAUUUUUAGUCCAAAGCACAGAAUUUUUAACUGUGUCUAACCAAAAAACAAAAAGAGCUAGAAAUGUGGAAUAUUAUAAAGCCAGUGAUUUAUAUCCCUAAGCGCCCCUAACAACUUUUGCAAAAUAGUCUUUAUUUUUUUGUUAAACAGGUUCCUAGUGCUGAGCCACAGUCAAAAAAAAGGUCAAUUUUACUAGAAAAACAUGAAUGUUCAUCAUGUUAAAGAGAACGAUAAAGAAAAAAUGUUUCUUUACACUUCAUUUGGCUGACAUUAAAGUAACAGUCAGUGAAACUCGCGUUUACAGACAUAACUGCUAUAAAAAAAGUCACUGAAAUCUGAAAUCUACAAAAAAAUUCAGUUAAAAUUUGAUUCUAAAACUGCACACAUUUCAGUAUCACACAAUUGUCAUCAAACCGAUUUUAGCACAUAUCUAUUUGUGUACCGAAUUGAUAAAGCUUUAAUAAUGACUUGAUUAAACUUUUGUAUACUUUGUGGAUAAUCUCAGAAUUUGGGUUUGGGGAAAAAUACUUACUACAAAAUUGUGGUCAUGCUUCCCAAGCUGAUAUUGCUCCUCCGAUGCAAUAUCUAAAAUACAAAGCAAAAACAGACUCCAAGUAUAUUCAAAUUAAACUUGGGUGGCAUAAAAGCAGCAAUAUGGUGACAAAACAGAAAUUGAACUGAGCACAAAUUUAAAUUUGGAUAAACAAUAAAAAAAAAAGGACUGUAUAAGUAUACAAUAUAUAAGGCUUUAUAUUCUGCAACUAUUCAAUAUGUAUAUGUAAACUGUUUGAAUACAUAUAUAUGACAUACCCAUAAUCUCUCUCUGUCUCUAUCCUCCUAUCACAGUACCAGCACAGGGAGAGAUACAAACCACAAUGAGCCUCAUCUGUGACAUAAUGUUGUAUAAAGUUAAGAAACUAAAUGUGAUUUAAAAUACAUAGAAGUAACAUGUAGUGCAAAAAAAAGGACAAAAAAACAAAAAAAAAUAAACAUGAACAUCGUCAGUUUUCCUCGACGUUAACCCCACCCCCAUCCGAAUAUCUGACUGCAACCCUGGGCCAGACCUCUCCCUCCCUUACGUCCCCACCCCCAUCUCUGCAUGCGCCACGGAGUGUUGUUGCGCUGCCUUUUUCCCAUUCUAGCUUGUACUAUCCCCAUACUUCCCUCCCUCUGUGAUGUCACAGUAGCAGUGUGGAGAGUUGUGGGUGUGGCUUAGAAUGUGAGAUGGGCGGGGUCAACCAAAUAAUAGGACUACCCACCAGCUUGCUGCUUCAAUGACAUCACAGCUGCCAAUAGUAGAAUGCAAGAGCAAUGCAAGUAUGUGGCAUGCCUCUGUACCUGGUUUGUGCGUACGGUGCCUGCCCUGGAAAAGAAGUAUAUUUAAAACUAUGUAAAACAAGCUUCUUUUUUUAACUGAACAUAUAACAAAUACGUGUGUUUCAUUGUUCAAAGAAAUUGUUGUUGCAUGAAACGUCUUUGAAAGAAAACCGAGCAAAGCAAGAAAACACCAUCUUUCACACGGCAAGUCUUAAAAGUGGAGCUGUUUCUUUUUAUAGUUCUAUGUAAUUUCAGUUCAUGCGAAAAUUCUUACUGUCAUCUUUUAGGAUAUUGUGAGAUGUCCUUUUUCAGAGAAGGCCUUGAAAUUUAUUUAUCUGAAUGCGCUGUUUCGAUUACAGAUCUGUUACGUGACGCUUCUCACUUUACUCGUGAGGACGUCCCUGUUUUAGCAAUGUAGGUUGAAACGAAUGAGGCACCAAGAAAGCAAUUCUCUAGACAGCUUUGCCAGUUGCGUGUGCCAGUCAAAUUAGACAUAGCAUUCACCUGUCUCCCUUAAAAUUGACUUGAGUGGCCAGUUAAGCUGUAUUUAAAUGCACUUAACAUCCUUAAGAAGAAAGGCUGCACGUGAUGGGAUAUUUAAACUGUCAGCAUGAAAGCCAGUGUAAACCCAAAGCAAAUGGGCUACAGAUCGCUUACGUGUGAUCUUGUAAACAUUUACUCUGUAAACUGUGAAAGGCCAAAACAAUCCACAAAUAAUCAAACACAUAAAUAGAAUACAGUAUGAGAAUAUAUAAGGAGCUGUACCAACCCAACAUAUAGGAAUCAGUAUCAAAUAAACUGGAAAAACACACAAAUGUCUUAAUGGGAUUUACCAUAGUGCUGGCAGAUGUGAAUGUACACGGCAAUCAGCAAUGUAUUCGUACAGAUUUGAACAGUGUUUGAUGUACUUGAGGUCUUUUGCUAUGAGUGUUAUUCUUAUUCUGUAGUGCAACUGCCUUGAAAAAAACUUAUCUUAUUCUGAAUGCAGUUAGCAUGGGAUUGGGGAUUUCAUGUAUAAGGUGCAUGUACUGUUACCAGACUGAAGAGAGCCUUAUUGUAAUGCUAAAAUUGCAAGCAAGUGCGAGAACGCCAUGAUCACUGCUUGUGUUUAACUAACCCGUUGACCGGUCCCUGAUCAUGCCGCUUAGUAUUGCACGUGCUAAAGCUUUUGCACAUGCUAAAGGCUCAGUUAAACUGGAUUGAUGUAUACAGUGUCAUAUGUGGGUUUAGACUGGUGACUUGAUUGGCUAGCGAAUGUCUCCGAAAGUCGGAGCAGUGCGAAAAGAGAUUGUUACGUAAGGAUAAAAAGCUGGGGUUUUACCCAAGUCUUAAAGAAAAAGAAAAAAAAAAAAAAACAACAACACAGAAAUAAAGUGCAUUCUUUGUAUAUACAUUUCUAGUGUUAGUUUGAGAGAACCGUUGAUGAUAAGGCAUUCAGAUUGACCUUGGUAACCUGCAUGAAAGAGAUGGCUGCUAAGAAUGUUUCACUUAAUAGAGGAGGAGGGAGCCAGAGAAAAUCCACAACGGUAAAUGGUCUUGCUUCAUCACUGUAUGCAUGAAACAAGCCAAGGCGCCAACGUGUGGAGCUGCUCCCUUCUCCUUUCAUUUUCUAGGUUGAAAGCACUCCCUUAAUUGUGGCUGCAAGUGCCGAGGAGGUAGUGGCACUUGCAGCACAAUUGUACAAUUAUUUUCUUUCCUUGGUUCAUUUUUUUUAAACAAGGGUUUGUCUCAUAUGCUUAUCUAUGAUCCACUACAAUGUAUUAACGGUAUUUUUACAAGUUAACUUUGCCAAAGUCGGGAUGUUUGCUCUAUUUUAUUCUUUUGCCGCUUGUCUUUAAAAUGUUGCCACUACUCAUCUUUGUAGAAUUCAUUUGGAAAUCAAGCCUAUGUGCCAUUUUAUCAAGCAAUAAUACAAAGUAUCACAGUUGGAAAGAAAAAAAAAAAAAUCAUGAGAUUAUAAAAAUGUUCAAAUGCUGCAUUGAUGUUCAAUCCCUCAUACUUUACUGGUGACAGUCGCUAAGAUGUUAUUAGUAUUGGCACAGCAACAUCACCACGGGCAAGCCAAGGCCUGACAAAGUGUGAAUGUGAAUUUUAUUUUUUUGUAUAUUCUCUUUGUGUUUUAUAUUUCCUUGAUUCUAACUACAACUAACAUGUUUACUUGCAUCUUUAAUUCUUCAGUUUACAGUGGAUUUUAUGUUGUACUGAUAUGAAGCCCAUGAAAAUAGGUCAAAAACCUUUGUGACUGGCUGAUGCCAUGGGCCUCUGAAAGUUGCGCCAAGCUCUGAACGACGACUGGUCACUCGCAAAUAUCCACUGUCUCCUGAUUCACAAGGAGCGCAGUCUCCAACAAUCUGUGACAGUAAUCAAAACAGAGAAAUCAACACCACACUACCAGUUUUACAAGUGGCGCAAUACGCACAGAAUCAUGUUAACAAAGCUUUUAUGAUUUUUCUUGAAGACUAAAACAAUUAACCUUUUUUAUUAACAUUUUAAUAUAUGUAAAGUUGUAAAGUGUAAUUUACUGUAAAUAGCAUUUGGGGACAUUUUAUGAUCAUUUUGUAACAGAAACUAUAUGAAUAUAAUUAAGAUGUUUACAAAAAAGAAAAAACAACAAUGAUACACUUUAGGAAACAACUGCAAACUGAGACACAAUUCUAACUGUACAAUCAGCCUACAUUUGUGCCAGUCAGAGCAAAAGCAACUUUCAGAGUCCCUGCAUUGUUUCAGCACUUAUUACGGGCUUUUAGAAGCAUUGAAAAGUGCUGGUGGGUUUACUAAUUAUUGUAAAUUUAUGGGUAAAUCCCUGGAAAUACUUUGGAAAAUGUAUGGCACUUAAAAGAUAAUCUCACAAGUUGGCAGUAACACUUUUUCUUUGCUUUAGAAAUGCUCGUGUUUACAAUUUCUGCUGUAAGUUGGCACUAGUUGCCCCAUUUAUGUCAGCAUGGUCACAUUUCAGUCAUCGGCUGUCUGUUACUAUAGAAACAAACCCACACAAAGCACAGCAGGGAAAUGAUAUGCAGCCAUACAUGGGGGACGGGGUCAGGAGCCACAAAUGGGGCUGGGUUUAGUAUGAUAAUGAGGAGUUUAGGGAACGAAAGGAGGUUUGCGGAUUUCAUUAUAAGUCUGACCUUGCUUUACCUGUUUGGUCGCAGUGAUCACCUGGUUCUUUGAGUCUGAAAUCAUUGUACUGCCUGAGUUUUCUUAAAAUGCUGUUUAAGUUUCCCCCCUUUUCUUUCAUUUCCUCAAUACACAGGAACUUUGUAAAGAUGUAAAGAAAAGUUUUCCUGAUUUAUGAAAGAAAAGGAUGUACAUACUGUAUCAAUUAAAGGAACGAUUCAUAAAGCUUGUA